AUGCCAGGCGCGGCUGCACAGACUACAGCCAAGGCGCUUACUGCUAAUGGGAAGCGCGCGCGAACCAGCAGCAAGGCGGUGGUCGAAUCCUCCGAGGAUGAGGACGACGCGCCUCUCGCUAAGCCUAAGCGCGUGGCUAACGGAAAGGCGAAACCGAAGGGACGUCCCGCGAAGAAGGUCAAGAAGGAGGAGUCUGAGCCGGACAUUGAGUCCGAAGACGGGACGCCUGUUCCAGCUCGAAAGGCGCCUCCCCGUGUCAAGCGGAAGAUUAAGGAUGAGAGCGAUGCGGACGACAGUCCCUCGGAGGACGACAAGCCACUCACGAAGAAGCGCGCCACUAAGACGCCGGCAGCCAAGAAGACGAAGGGCAAAGGCAAGGCGGAGGCGUCUGAGGACGUCAAGCCGAAGAAGCGCGGUGCGAAGAAGGAGGAGACUGAGGACUCCAAGCUUGCGUCGAAGAAGAAGGAAGAGAUGGACGAGGAUACAUACAAGUGGUGGGAGCAGCAGAACGCUGCGCGCGAUGGCUCGGUCAAGUGGGUGAUGUUGGAACAUAACGGGGUGUACUUUCCGCCUGCCUACGAACCUCUUCCUAAGCACGUCAAGAUGAAGUACAACGGGGAGCCUGUCGACUUGCCGGUCGAGUCUGAGGAAGUGGCAGGGUUUUAUGGCGCCUUGAUUGAAUCGCCUCACGCUCAAGACGUGACGUUCAACAAGAACUUCUUCGACGAUUUCUUGAAGGUUCUGAAGAAGUACCCUCCUAGGAAUGGUAUCAAGAUUACGAAGUUCGAGCUAUGCGACUUCCGCCCAAUGUACGAGUACUUCGAGUCGGAGAAAGAGAAGAAGAAAUCGAUGACUACCGCAGAGAAGAAGGCAGCCAAGGCCGCUAAGGACGAGCUAGAGGCGCCGUACACGCACUGUACUCUUGACGGCCGUAAAGAGAAGGUUGGCAACUUCCGCAUCGAACCUCCUGGUCUGUUCCGUGGACGUGGUGACCAUCCCAAGAAGGGCGCGCUUAAGCACCGUCUGCGCCCGGAGGAUAUCACCAUCAACAUCGGCAAAGACUCGCCCGUGCCCACUCCCAAUGUACCUGGGAAGUGGAAAGACGUUGUACACGACAACACCGUCACCUGGCUGGCGAACUGGGUGGAGAACGUCAACGGCAACUACAAGUACGUCUUCCUGGCGGCCGGCAGUUCGCUCAAGGGCCAGAGCGACAUGCAGAAGUUUGAGAAGGCGCGCGAGUUGAAGAAACAUGUCGACAAGAUCCGUGCGGACUACCAAGCCGACUUGAAGACCAAGCAGAUGAUGGAGCGCCAACGCGCGACCGCCAUGUACUUCAUCGACAAGCUCGCGCUUCGAGCGGGUAACGAGAAGGGUGACGAGGAGGCGGACACGGUUGGCUGUUGUUCUUUGCGCUGCGAGCAUGUCACGCUCCUCCCGCCGAACAAGCUCGUGUUUGACUUCCUGGGUAAGGACUCCAUCCGGUACUACAACGAGGUUCAGGUGGACGACCAAGUGUACAAGAACAUCCGUAUCUUCAAGGGGAACAAGAACGAUGAAGACGAGCUUUUCGAUCGUGUCAACACCGGCGCGUUGAACAAGCAUCUCGCGUCGUACAUGAAAGGCCUUACUGCUAAGGUCUUCCGUACGUUCAACGCGUCGUUGACGUUCCAGGAGCUGCUGGAUCGUGGUACGCCGGAGAAGGGCACCACCCAGGAGAAGCUGAACGCGUACAACCACGCCAACCGCAUGGUCGCGAUUCUCUGUAACCAUCAGCGUGCCGUCCCGAAGACGCACGAGCAGUCGAUGACGAAGAUGCGGGAGAAGCUGCGUGGCCUGAAGUACGAGCGCAUGAAACUGCGACACGCCCUCUUCUCCAUCGAUGCGAAGUACAAGAAAAAGAAGAAGUAUCAGGAGCCCGAGUCUGACCUCGACGACGAGGCGAUUGAGUCGCACGAGGAGCAGCUGAAGGCGAAGGACCUCGAGAAGGCGGAGAAGAAGUUCCAGAAGGACAACGAGAAGCUCGUCGAGGACGGGAAGAAGCCGCAGGACGACUCCGUGCUGAAGGAGAAGCUCAAGGAGGUCGAGGCGGAGUACAAGAGGCUGAAGAAGGAGCGGGGCACGGAGAAACACGCCCUGAAGAAGGAGCGGCCGGCGGAGAAGAUCGAGGACGCUAUCGACAAGCUAGAUGAGAAGAUCAAGGCGUUCAAGCUCCAGAUGGAGGACAGGGAGGCCGGCAAGGAGGUCGCGCUGAGCACAAGUAAAAUCAACUACUUGGAUCCUAGAAUCACGGUCGCAUGGUGCAAGGACAAUGACGUUCCCGUAGAGAAGCUGUUCUCGAAGACUCUCAUCACUAAGUUCCCCUGGGCUAUGGAGGCGGACCCAGAGUGGAAGUUCUGA
Messenger RNA from Trametes versicolor FP-101664 SS1, 2400 nucleotides. RefSeq names its product DNA topoisomerase 1. The transcript has 10 exons. The coding region runs from base 1 to 2400 and encodes 799 amino acids. Gene Ontology annotation, molecular function: DNA topoisomerase type I (single strand cut, ATP-independent) activity; DNA binding. Gene Ontology annotation, cellular component: nucleolus; chromosome. NCBI's taxonomy places the organism in Eukaryota, Fungi, Basidiomycota, Agaricomycetes, Polyporales, Polyporaceae. Gene Ontology annotation, biological process: DNA topological change; DNA replication; chromosome segregation. The record is from RefSeq and is a predicted model, not a curated record.